CAGAGUUGACGUGGCCGUGCAUGACCGCAUAGAAAUACGCAUAUUUCAUCAUAUGCAGCUGUAUUUUAAUUUCUAUAGCUAUUUAAACGCACAAAACGUCAAACGAGAAAACAAAAUCGAACAGACUUUAAACUUUUUAUUGGAGAAAAAAAAUUUGCAAACAUGAGUUUGGUGUGGACUUUGAUCGCCACUUUUCUGUACGCAGAAAUUGGAGUGGUUUUGCUGCUGGUGCUACCCCUUUUCUCCCCGUACAAAUGGAAUCGUUUCUUCAAAUCCAAAUUCCUGUCUAUGCUGGCACAGCAGGCGCAUCUAUACUUUUUCCUAAUUAUGGGUGUGCUGGUGCUGUUCCUGUUGGAGGCAAUUCGCGAAAUGCGCAAGUAUUCCAACCAUGAGAACUCCGGUGAGGUGCAUCUUAACGUGGAGAUGCAGCACAGCAUGCGCCUGUUUCGCGCCCAGCGCAACUUUUACAUUUCCGGCUUUGCGAUAUUCCUUGUUCUUGUGAUACGUCGUCUGGUCACACUGAUUUCGGCACAGGCCAAUCUGCUGGCUCAGAGCGAGGCCUCCAUGAAGCAGGCCCAGAGCGCCACUGCCGCAGCACGCUCCCUGAUCAACGAGAAGACCGACAAGGCCAAGGAGGCCACCGAGGAUACCACACUGAAUGAGCUCAACAAGCUGCGGGAACGUGUCCAGGAACUGACCGCCGACUUGAAUCGCGAAAAGAAGGAUAAGGAAGCAGUCAAGUCGCAGGCGGAGAGCUUGAACCGUGAAUACGAUCGGCUCACCGAGGAAUACAGCAAGCUGCAGAAACAAAUCACUAUUGGUGCAGCUGGCGGUGCAUCCAACAAGGAUGACUAAGCGUGAAGGCGCUCGGUGCGAGCAAAAAAUAAACAUUUAAAGAACGAUAAGACUUAAUCAUGGCGGUCGGGGCGAAGGCAUCAAAUGGAAAUAUUUCAAGAUUAUGGAAGAUUAUAAAUUGACAACAUAACAAACCCAACACACACACACCCGUAAACAAUAAAAGCUUAGUUCUUAGUACACAA
Molecule: messenger RNA, 1040 nt
Organism: Drosophila novamexicana
Lineage: Eukaryota; Metazoa; Arthropoda; Insecta; Diptera; Drosophilidae
Product: B-cell receptor-associated protein 31
Exons: 3
Coding region: 163-855 (230 amino acids)
Biological process (GO): endoplasmic reticulum to Golgi vesicle-mediated transport; intracellular protein transport
Cellular component (GO): endoplasmic reticulum membrane; endoplasmic reticulum
Source: RefSeq, a predicted model, not a curated record